GUCCCCGAGAGGUGUCGUUGGGCACCGGCUGGAAAAGAGCGCCCUUUACGAUCUACCGCCCAGCUGCUGAGGCAGUGUCACCAUAACAAUCCUGCACAGCGCCGUAUGCAGAGCUCAGGGACGGUGCCUGAUGUCGUUCCCGCCUGUGGACAACUUGCUCACUUCCUGGAGGUAAUGCAGACAGGAGCUGGGAGCGCACAGUUUCAAAUCUGAUGGCUGUCGUCUAAGUAUCACGUCAGCCGGCGAUCCCAGGCUGGCAGAUCUCUCUCCACAUUGUCUAUGUCUUGCUGUGUUGCAGGCCAUGAAGACUGACUAGAGACCUCCUAUAAGGAUAUGUCUACCGAUGUUUUCAGAAUAUUUGGAGGUCCUCAUUAGAUACUAAGCAUGAGUGUGGUGUCUGCAGAGGUGAACAGUGCUCUACCGGAUGAGAUCAUGGAGACGGGCAUGUCCGCAGUGGACGAAGACAGCAUUGAAGCCAUCACCGUCACCUCUCCCAUGGCCGAGGAAGUGCCCAUGGAAACCGACCUGGAAGAAAUAGUGGAAGUGAGCAGCAGUGGAGAAUGCAUUGCUACGUCCUUGGUUAAGGAAGCCGUUACCAGCUCGAGUAAUCAUGGAGGUCACCUGACGGCGGUGGUAAGCGUGGCGUCGAAGCCCAGUCCUGGACCAUCGGCCACCGCCAUGAAGACUGUCCUGCAGAGCGGCAUACACAAGUUGGGGACCCCUCUGUCUGGGCAAGUGAUCCUUAACAAGGCGUCUGAGCUGACGGCCGGCAGUCGGAUGAUAACGCAGGAGAAGGUGUAUUUGACGACUCUGGGGAAAGGAAGCAAUCCGAUUGUCUUCAUUCCACAGAACGCUGUGUCGGCCACGCAAAAAGGAGCACAAGGCCAGCUGGUGGAUUCAAAAGGGACGCCGCAGCAGAUCAAGCUGGUCACUAUAGGAGGUCAAGGUGGCAUAUCCUCACAGCUGCUCAGUACUGCUGCCAAGUCUUCCCUUCAGGGCCAGCAGAUCCAGAAUGUGCAGAUUGCCAAGAAAGUUCCUUUGUCAACAUCAUCUGGUGCAGUUAUCACCAAGCUGAUCAUUGCAAAACCAUCCAACAGCAAACCCAUUGGUUCUGGACAGACUACUCAAUCAACUUCAGUAUUUACAGGCAGGGUGCUUACUCAUUGUAAUUCUGGAGGUGCAACCAAAGCCAUCACAAUUACUGAAAGCGGAGGAGUCGUUGGGACAUCUAUGGAGUCUUCCACUCCGACAUCCAACAAAAUUGCCAUAUCACCUCUAAAAUCUCCUCCUACAAAGGUAACAGUGGUGUCUGUCGGCUCGCAGCACGCUAAUUCUCCUCAGAAAACAGUUGGAGUUCCUAUAAGUGUAGCUCUUGGCCAGCAGCUUUUGACUGUACAGUCGUCAAGUUCCUCUUCGCCUGUCAAGACUGUCACUAAUAGCACAACAGCUCAGAACAUGAAACAAACAGUACAGACUAUAGCGGUCAGUGGGGUCAGCGCCCCUCAGUUUAAGACAAUUAUACCACUUGCAGCCGCCCCUAACGUACAACAAAUUCAGGUCCCUGGGAGCAAGUUUCAUUAUGUCCGCCUUGUGACCACCUCUACUGCAAACAGCUCGACGCCCUCCACACACAGCACCAGCACGCAGCCUCUCCAGCAAGCUAAACCAAUGGUGGUGAAUGCAACUCCUGUACGGAUGUCUGUUCCCAUUGUUCCAGCACAGGCUGUAAAACAGGUAGCGCCAAAGCCAGUAAAUGCACCUAUAGUGACUACAAGCCAACCACAGCAGCGACUGCUUAUGCCUGCCACACCUCUCGCACAGAUUCAACCAAACCUCACAAAUCUUCCAGUCCUGACCCCUGCUCCAGGCACAGGAAAUGUGGGUUAUGCCGUCCUCCCUGCUCAGUAUGUUACCCAGUUGCAGCAGUCGUCUUACGUAUCCAUUGCAAGCAAUGCAGGAAUGUCUGGAACCCAAGGUUCACAGAAUCAGACGAGGCUACCACUGAAUGGCAUAAUGUCUUCCGACGCAGCAAGUCGUCCAAGAAAGCCAUGCAACUGCACAAAGUCGUUAUGCUUGAAAUUAUAUUGUGACUGUUUUGCCAACGGAGAGUUUUGCAACAACUGCAAUUGCACAAACUGUUACAACAACCUGGAGCAUGAGAAUGAGCGGCAAAAAGCUAUCAAGGCGUGUUUAGACAGAAAUCCAGAAGCGUUUAAACCAAAAAUUGGCAAAGGAAAGGAAGGGGAAUCUGACCGACGACAUAGCAAAGGCUGCAAUUGCAAACGGUCGGGAUGCUUAAAGAACUACUGUGAAUGCUACGAGGCUAAAAUUAUGUGCUCCUCAAUAUGCAAGUGCAUAGGUUGCAAAAAUUUUGAGGAGAGCCCAGAGCGCAAGACUCUAAUGCACCUAGCUGAUGCCGCAGAAGUGAGGGUGCAACAGCAAACCGCAGCCAAAACGAAAUUGUCUUCUCAGAUCUCUGACUUGCUCACAAGACCAGCGCCAUCACUUACAAGUGGAGGAGGAAAGUUACCGUUCACAUUUGUCACAAAGGAAGUUGCUGAGGCUACAUGUGCAUGUUUAUUGGCCCAGGCUGAAGAAGGAGAAAAAUUCUCAUAUUCCAAAUCUGCCACAGAGCGGAUGAUCUUAGAGGAGUUUGGCCGCUGCUUGAUGAGGGUAAUCAACUCUGCAGGAAAAGCAAAAAGUGACCCUUGUUCUAUGAGCUGUUGAACAUAAGGCCUGGGGACUAGCACGAGUGACUGACCAGUUACUGUGGCUACGAAAUGGAGAGCGCGGAGCGUACACAGACGAGUCCUAAUGCCCAGGCAGUGACCGGCUAAAUGUAAUAUAGCAACAUAAAAAUCGAUUUUAUGAGAAGCAGUACUUUUUAAGUCUUGAAGUUGAUUUUUUCCUCUCUUCGAACCCUGUACAGAUGACGACGCCCCACUGGUGAAUCCAGAAUCGUUUCUCAUUUUCCUUGUCGUGUUCCUAAUUUGAUUAAUUAUUUUUAAGGUUUUCAGUCACCAUCUUCUAAUAGACAACCUUUAUUUUUUUCAGUCUGAAAUGGUAAGUUCAAAAAUGCUGUGCUCUCGGAAACGCUUCGACAACAUAUUAAUGGACUUACCAAAAUUACCAAAAUGUUUUUUACCAAAAUUUGAUAAAAGGUGCAGUAAGAAAUGCCACCUUGCCAUGGGUGGCAAGAUUACAGUGCGGUUGGUAGACAUUGCUGAGUGUUUCCAUGUUGUCAAUGCCAUGGCAGAAGCACAAGACCAGAAUAUGGUUCAUAUGUUCCUGUUCAGCAGCUAACACGUUUGGAAGAACAUAUGGACGACUUUUGUGUUAAAUCUGGUAACUGCUAUCAACUUUUUUUUUUGUAAGGAUUAUAUUAAUUUGGAUACUGCUGUAUUUUUUGGGGGUUAUAUCAAGUCUGAGGGCAAUGAAGAGCUCUCUAGGAUCCUACUUCCUGCAUAUACAGAUGUUAGUCCGCCUCCUGCCAGGAUAUGAUCAGUAGCAAAUAGAAUAUUUUAUAUUAUUUUGGUAUCCAAGUUCAUACUACAGUCUGAAUGAUAAAGUGGUGCCCAAUUGCAGAGUGAGGUAGAAUUUUUCUAUAAUUAAUGGAGGACCUAAUGAGAUUGAAGAGGUUGCAACAUCACCAAUAAUGCUAUCUUUAUUUAAGUGGAAAUGCUCUAAGGCUUCAUGCACACGACCGUAUCUGCUUUGUGGUCCACACAUUGCUGAUCCGCAAAAUACAGCUACACUGCAGACCCAUUGAGUUUAGUAGGUCUGUGGUCCACAUUUUACGGCCAAGCAUAGGACAUGUUCUAUCCUUUUGCAGAACAGACAUAAAGGAUGGAGAAAGUGCACAGAUGACCGCAAAAUGCACACCAUGGACCUAUUGGGGGAGGGAGAUUUAUCAAACUGGUGUAA
Molecule: messenger RNA, 3924 nt
Organism: Bufo gargarizans (Asiatic toad)
Lineage: Eukaryota; Metazoa; Chordata; Amphibia; Anura; Bufonidae
Gene: LIN54
Product: lin-54 DREAM MuvB core complex component
Exons: 13
Coding region: 385-2727 (780 amino acids)
Biological process (GO): regulation of DNA-templated transcription
Cellular component (GO): nucleus
Source: RefSeq, a predicted model, not a curated record